Messenger RNA from Triticum aestivum (bread wheat), 1543 nucleotides. RefSeq lists its product as uncharacterized. The record is from RefSeq and is a predicted model, not a curated record. Lineage: Eukaryota; Viridiplantae; Streptophyta; Magnoliopsida; Poales; Poaceae. Bases 279 to 1271 code for a protein of 330 amino acids. The transcript has a single exon.
GAUCAUCAUCUUCGUCUUCCCGGAGGGAGACGCGUUGUUGCCGGUGACAAAAGCCACCCGCCAUCUCCGGUCCACGUCGCUCGCGCUCGCGCUCACGCCGUCCCCACCUUGCCUUGCCCCGUUUCGCACCUCAACCGGGCGCCGCCCCCCGUUAAAUCCCCCCGCCCCCGCCCGCCUCCAGACCUCUCUCCUCGUCGCACGCCCACCCAACGCCGACGCCAGCUCUCCUCUCCUCUCCUCAGCCCAGCCCGCACACCACCACCACCCAGCCAGCGCAGAUGUUUCUCACCGACAAGUACCACGCCCUGCUCCCCCUCCACUCCGCCCCCGCCACCCGGGGCCCCCGCAAGGCGGCGGCCGUGCCGGCGGUCACCUCCAGGUUCGACGCCGCCCUCGCCGCGCGCCUCGGGAGGCUGCUGCCCCUGCCGGCCUCCCCGCUCGCGGCGCUCGCCCGCCUCGCCGACCUCCUCGCCGCCACGCUCGCGGACGCCGUGCCCGCGCUCGCCGCCGUGCCCGGGGACGGGAAGAAGGACGCCGUCGCCGUCGCCGCGCACGUCGACGCCGGCGUCGCGCUCCUGGACGCCUGCAACGCCAUCGCCGCCCGCGUCGACCGCCUCCGCCGCCGCCGCCUGCUCUCCCGCCUCGCGCUCCACCUCGUCUCCUCGACGCCCCCGAGCCCGUCGUCCCUCAGCCGCGCGCGUGCCGCGCUCGCCGAUCGCGACGGCCGCGGCGCGGGGGGCACUCCCUCUUCUGCUCUGCCAGCGCUCCCUUCCAUCCCGUUCGUCGACCCGCCCCGCGGCGGCCGCGGGCAGCAGCUCACCGCCGCCGCGCGGGUCGUCCUCGCCGUGAACGCCGUGUCCUCCCUCGCCGCGACAGCCGCGGCCACCAUCCUCGGCGGCACUAGCAGCACCAACCGUGACUCCACCUUCCCCCAGGUCUCCGGCGACCUCCCGUGGGCGGAAUCCUUCAACGCGGUCUCCAGCCAGCUCUCCGCCCUCGCCAAAUCCGGCACCAGCAACGAGAUCCACGCCGCGGACGACGCCGUGGGCAAGCUCGCGGCAGUCCUCGAGUGCGCGGCCCCGGAGGAGGCGGCGCUGCGCGCCGCGACGCAGGAGGUGGAGAAGCGGACGGAGGAGCUGGCGGCGCGGCUGGAGCGGGUGUCGGACGCCGUCAACGGCGUGUUCCGCGCGGCGCUGCGUCUCCGCAACGCCGAGCUGGGCAGCUUCAUGGCGGCCGGACCCGCCGGCAAGGCGCCGCGCAGUAAGAAGUAGCCGUUCGCCGCUCACCGCCGUUGCUAUACUAGUACUAGUAGCAGUAAGUACAGUGCGUGUGUCGUGUCCAAGUGUAUACAGAGCGAUACAGACAGAGUCAGGUGCAGUACAGGACUACAUACAUACAGCCAUACAGUCGGUGUACUGCUGCGUGUGUGCGUCGUCAAGGAUGGAGGCCACAUGUGAGGAUACUUUGCAUUUUGCACCCUUUUGGAAAUGUGGAAUCCGGUUAAGGUAAAUGAAAAGAAAACCGUCGGAAAAUUGCUCCAAAA